AAGCUCCGCCGCAUCCUCUCAUUCAGCAGCUCUGUGUGCAGAACAUGCACUCGUGUCCUAAACAUUCUCUUAAAGCACAUGUCGCUUCACUUUGCGUAAUGCGUCUCUGUUAUCGAAUCCGUCAGAGAGGCUAAAUCGUGGACAUUGAGACGGCUCGUCUGCGGUUAUGAUGCAGCAUCAGUGGUGCAAUCUACAGUCCUGUGCUUACUUCAACAUGAAGACACUCGGAUAAUAUAUAACAGUUAAGAUUAUUCUGGAAAAAAAGUGAGACGAUCGAUCAACAAAACUGCAGGAACCCCAGUGUAAAAUGGAGGAUAGUUUUGAUUGUGACUGCGGUGAGCUGGAGCCGCCUGAUCAUUGAGAAGGAAACAUCUCACUGAGAUCAACUGUCCCUUUAGUUUCCCCUGCAUCAGGUGCUAAGAACAAGAAAAAAGUACAUUUUGGCCGUUGUGUAAUGCUGCUGCUCAGGGCCGGUCAUACACUGAAAAUUUCCGCACUGUGACAAUGGUUUUAUAGGAAGUGAGUUUUUCGGUUGUGUUCCAAGAUUUUUGAUUGGCCUCUAAAUUAAAUCAUUUUACGCCCGAUUAAACAUUGAACUAAAGAAGACGACCUUCUGCAAAGUUUGUAAAAAAUCUUUUGAUGAUGUCAUCAUAUUGCAGUAACGCAUCUGAAUUGGCUCCAAACACCUCUCAGAGUUUGCUGUGACAACCGGUCGGGGACGCUGCAGUCCUUGGGCCUUGUUUUUUCUUUUCAUAACAUUUCUCAACUAGCUCCAGUAGGUGUGAUCAACCGCUGCAUAUCAAUUUCCAAAUUGAGAUCUGCACAGAGCUGCUCUUCUAGGCGUAAAAAUGGCAGAGAAAUUCGAAAGCCUCAUGAACAUUCACGGCUUCGACCUAGGCCCACGCUACAUGGACUUGAAGCCGCUGGGGUACGGGGGUAACAGCCUUGUGUUUUCUGCCGUCGACACUGAUUGCGACAAGAGGGUCGCUGUGAAAAAGAUCGUCCUGACCGACCCUCAGAGCGUCAAACAUGCGCUCCGUGAGAUCAAGAUCAUCCGUAGACUCGACCACGACAACAUCGUGAAGGUGUUUGAAACCCUGGGGCCCAGCGGCCGGCACCUGACGGAGGAUGUGAGCUCCCUGACAGAGGUCAGCUCCGUCUACAUCGUCCAGGAGUACGUGGAGACUGACCUCUGUAAAGUACUCGAACAGGGCUUGCUGUCUGAAGAUCAUGCCCGCCUCUUCAUGUACCAGCUGCUGCGUGGACUCAAAUACAUCCACUCUGCAAAUGUGCUUCACCGCGACCUGAAGCCCGCCAACCUCUUUGUCAACACCGAGGACUUGGUAUUGAAAAUCGGGGACUUUGGGCUCGCCAGAAUCAUGGACCCCCACUAUUCCCAUAAGGGGCAUCUCUCUGAGGGUCUAGUCACUAAAUGGUAUCGUUCUCCUCGUCUGCUUCUCUCCCCAAAUAACUACACCAAAGCCAUUGACAUGUGGGCUGCUGGAUGCAUCUUUGCUGAGAUGUUGACUGGAAGAACACUCUUUGCAGGAGCUCACGAGCUGGAACAGAUGCAGUUGAUUCUGGAAUCCAUUCCUGUUGUCCAUGAAGAAGACCGAAUGGAACUACAAAAUGUCAUACCUGUCUUUAUCAAGAGUGACAUGUCAGAGCCACACACUCCACUUGCCAAGUUACUGCCUGGUGUCAGUCCUGAGGCCUUAGAUUUCCUGGAGAAGAUCUUGACCUUUAACCCCAUUGACCGGCUCACUGCAGAAGAGGCCCUGGCUCACCCGUACAUGAAUGAUUACUCCUUUCCUCUAGAUGAACCAGUGUCCUCGCAUCCCUUUCACAUCGAGGAUGAGGUGGAUGACAUCCUGCUCAUGGACGAGAGCCACAGUCACAUCUGCAACUGGGAGAGGUAUCACGACAGUCAGUUCUCUGAUCAAGACUGGCACCUGCACAGCACCCACGAACCCGAGGACGUACAGCGGGAUCCCCGGGCCAUGUCUGACGUGACGGACGAAGAGGAGGUCCAGGUUGACCCUCGCAAAUACAUGGAUGGAGAGUGCGAGAAGUUCUUGGAAGAUCCAACGUUCGACCUCCCGCCAGAGCUCUCGUGGGAACAUGAAGAUCACCACGAGAACAAGUACUGCGACCAGGAGUGCAGCUACACCUGCAACUACAAAGCUGUGUCCCCUUCCUACCUGGAUAACCUGAUCUGGAGGGACAGCGAGGUGAACCACUACUACGAGCCCAAGCUCAUCAUCGACCUCUCCAACUGGAAGGAGCAACAAAGCAAAGAGAAGCUCGACAAGAAGGGCAAGAGCAAGUGCGAGAAAAACGGGCUGGUGAAGGCCCAGAUGGCCCUACGGGAGGCGACUCAGAACCACGCCGUCCCCGAGAAGGACCGCGAGCAGGAGAAACACCAGAACCUCAACCAGGGCUUUGAUUUCGACUCCUUCAUCGCCAGCACCAUCAAGCUCAGCCUGCAGCCGGAACUCGGUGACGUGGACCUGCUGAAUGAGCUGAACACCUCGGUUUCUCAGCUGGACACCCGCGUCCCCGCUGGCUCCAUGUCCAAGUCCAUCAGUCAGGAGAAAGAGGAGAAGUGUCUGGUAAACCUGGCCCAGCUCGGCGUCUGGGCGCCUUGUCCUUGGGACAGUGACACGGGAGGCAUGGACGAGAGCAGCCUGAUCGACGAAGCCUGCUGGGAUGUCCGCAAAGAUGAGCAGCUCCAGAAGGAGAACAGCGACUGCCAGAGUAGUUACCUGGACCGGCUCUUCAGCAAACGCGAGGAGGUGGAGUCUGAUGUUCAGUCUGGCACCGUGGAAGCACCCGUCCCAGAGGACGACUUCAUAUCUUGCGGCAACAGCAUCGUCCUCAACUUGCAGCUAGAGUCUCUGGCCAUUCCGGGCUUCGAGGGAGCAGACGACAUUCCUCUGAAAUCUAUCCAGGCCUCGCUGACGCCCUCUGCUGUGAAGCGCUCCCCUCAAAUCGCCCACAAAACGUACAGCAGCAUUCUCAAGCAUUUGAAUUAAACUCCACCCAUUCAAGCAGAGUCCAGCUUAGUUUUUAGAGUUGUGUAUUUCUGUACUUGAAUCAUUUCAUAUCUUUUUAAUUUUUAAGGAAGCCUUUUUUUUACCCGAAUCAUAUAUGAAUUCAGUUAGCAAGUUUAUCUAAAAGUGCUGGACUGUGUUCACUUCACAAACAUGAAAACCCUCAGAUUUCCACUUUCUCUGACUGAUAGAAAUAAUAAUAAAUCAAACUAAUGGCAUGACAUUUGCACACAGUGUACUGUAGGUUGACGAUCGGGAAAGACUGUUAAACAGAAUUAGAUGGUGUGAUCGAUGUAGGCAAAGCAAUUGAGACGGCUAGCGUGGUAUAAUGCACUGACUUACAGUAAUGUGACCUUCUGACUGACAGCCAAUAGGAGAAAGACAAGCAGUGCAUCUUUGCCUUCUCUAUCUUACCUGACUUGAGGCUUUUUAUUUAUAAAAAUGUUCCAUCUGGUUUCUGUUCAAAGCGAUGCCUUUAGGCGAUUUGUUGAUAAUGUAAUCUUCCUGAAACACAAUGCCAGCAUGGAAAGCGUUAACUGUAGGUUUGUAAAGGCGUUAUCUACCUCAAGGUAACAGCAGAAGGUUUUGUCUCCCGACUGUAGUGCUUUAAUGAAUCACUUUCAUCCACUUCUACUUUCAUUUUGCGCUCGCCAUAGUGAAGUGUUAAGACCAUUAUUUAUUUUGAGUAGAUGUGAGAUAUUUAUUUUCAAAACGUUGUAAUUCUUUUUUUUAAUGCAAGUCAUUGGACUUCUGUUCUGGUCUGUCUUGGUGAUCUGUGUUUGUUUAGCUGUGGAUGAUCUCUCAUCCCUUUGAGUUGUACAGAAAUUCACAAUGCUCUCCCGAGUUCCAGCAUUUGUUUUCAAAAGGAUUUACCAUAAGGAAUUUUUUUUACUUGUUAGGUGCUUUGUACCAGUGGAAUACUGCUUUAUGGCAUUUUAUGCGCCUAAAAGUCUUAAUUUUCCUUUUUUAUAUCUAUUAUAGACAUUGUUAGAAUUGUGUGCAUGGAAGAAAACCCAUGGAAGGUACAUUAAAAUGAAGUUAAUGGUGAAGUAUAUUGUGAGUCAUUAAUUUUAUUUUAGUUGUAUGUUUUUAUUACCAGUUAAUUUUUCCAAGCAAGCAUGGUUGAAUUAGGUUGAGAUCUAGCAUGUAGUACACAUACCAAAUUUUCUUUUGUUUAGUUUUUUUAUUUUGCUUUUAAGUGCUGGUUUAUAUUAUUUGUUCCACUGUAAAGAAACAUCAAUAAAAUGGCCAGCAAAGA
Triplophysa dalaica is the source of this 4311-nucleotide messenger RNA. It is a transcript of the gene mapk6, whose product is annotated as mitogen-activated protein kinase 6. Gene Ontology annotation, molecular function: MAP kinase activity; ATP binding. Bases 849 to 3035 code for a protein of 728 amino acids. The record is from RefSeq and is a predicted model, not a curated record. Lineage: Eukaryota; Metazoa; Chordata; Actinopteri; Cypriniformes; Nemacheilidae. The transcript has 6 exons. Gene Ontology annotation, biological process: protein phosphorylation; cell surface receptor signaling pathway; intracellular signal transduction. Gene Ontology annotation, cellular component: nucleus; cytoplasm.